Messenger RNA from Dentiscutata erythropus, 453 nucleotides. NCBI's taxonomy places the organism in Eukaryota, Fungi, Glomeromycota, Glomeromycetes, Diversisporales, Gigasporaceae. The record is from the annotation of a GenBank genome assembly.
AUGCGUCAUCAACCACCAAUUCAUCAUCAACAACAACAAUUACAACAACCUUCACCACAACAACAAACUCCUCAAUUACAACAAUUACAACAUGGUCAACCGAUUCAACAACAUCAUCUUCCUCAACAAACUCAACAAACUUCUGAUUCCCAAAUACAAAUGCAACAUACUACACCUAAACCAAUGGGACGUGUCAUUAAUCAACAACAACAACCUUCAAGCUUUCCUCCAACAAAUAUUCAAAAUACUCCAAAAUCCGCUAAAAUUACACCUAAUAACUCUGAUAUACCGACUGGUCUUCCUCCACAGAAAGAGCAUAAACCAAAGAGGCCAAUGAAUGCAUUCAUCAUAUUUUCAAGUGAACGUAGACCCGAAUUACAAAAAAAUGAUCCUAAUAUGCAAACAGCUCAAGUUAGUAAAAUUUUGGGAGAAGAAUGGCAAAAUAUGGAUCCU